Messenger RNA from Bactrocera latifrons, 1003 nucleotides. RefSeq names its product methyltransferase-like protein 5 (gene Mettl5). Gene Ontology annotation, biological process: rRNA methylation. Gene Ontology annotation, molecular function: nucleic acid binding; rRNA (adenine-N6-)-methyltransferase activity. The transcript is spliced from 4 exons. Bases 13 to 663 code for a protein of 216 amino acids. The record is from RefSeq and is a predicted model, not a curated record. Lineage: Eukaryota; Metazoa; Arthropoda; Insecta; Diptera; Tephritidae.
UGAACUAAAAAAAUGGCUUGUAUAAAGCUAAAAAAGUUGGAGGAGUACUUACAUGGAGUAGAUACAUUUGGAAAGCCUAAAAUCAAAUUAGAACAAUACAUAACACCGCCCCAUAUAGCUAGUUGCGUGCUUUAUAACAUUCAGACACUAUACGGAGAUAUUGAAGGAAAAUAUGUAGGAGACUUAGGGUGUGGAAGUGGUAUGCUAAGUAUCGGUUCAUUUUUACUUGGUGCUGGCAUGACCACAGGUUUUGAAAUCGAUGACGAUGCUCUAAAUAUGUUUCAAACCAAUGUAACAGAUAUGGAAUUGCCUGGUAUAGAUUGUGUUUUAUGUGACGUACUAACGUUGUCUAGCAAUGAAAAAUGGGAAAAUGCUUUUGAUACAAUUGUUACCAACCCUCCGUUUGGGACGAAAAAUAAUAGUGGAAUCGAUAUGUUAUUUGUUCAGAAUGGUGUUUAUCUAGCUUCUGGAGCAGUUUAUUCAUUUCACAAAAGUUCCACACGGGACUACAUUCAUAAAAAGGUUAAGGAUUGGAACGUAAAAGGSAAUGUGGUCGCGGAACUGAAAUAUAAUAUUGACACCAGUUAUUCCUUUCACAAAAGCAAAAGCGUUGACAUCAAUGUGGACUUUUGGAGAUUCGAUGUAUCUGAGAAAAACCUUUGAUUCGAUUCACUCCAUAAAAUACUUUGAAUUUAUUCUUUCAUUUAUUUCAAAUACCAAGAAAAUGUAUACAUAAKUGUAUGUACGUUUGUGUUUAUGUUAAAACUAGUGUUUCUGAUCACCCGCUUAUAGCAUUUUUCGAAGCAUUUACAAAAAUAUCAAAAACUAUUUCACUGAURACGGGAAAUAGUAUUUUUAACAAUAACAUUUCCUAGAAUUUUCUAUAUACAAAUGUACCAAUUCAGAUGGCUAAUAAAGACGAUUAUUUUUAAACAGCUAUUAUACAGGUACAAGCUAGUGUAAAUAAUAAGCAAAAUAUACGUAUACAUGAAAAUAAUUUUAA